Xenia sp. Carnegie-2017 is the source of this 1939-nucleotide messenger RNA. RefSeq names its product G2/mitotic-specific cyclin-A-like. The transcript has 8 exons. The coding region runs from base 201 to 1562 and encodes 453 amino acids. The record is from RefSeq and is a predicted model, not a curated record. NCBI's taxonomy places the organism in Eukaryota, Metazoa, Cnidaria, Anthozoa, Malacalcyonacea, Xeniidae. Gene Ontology annotation, cellular component: cyclin A2-CDK2 complex; nucleus; cytoplasm. Gene Ontology annotation, molecular function: cyclin-dependent protein serine/threonine kinase regulator activity. Gene Ontology annotation, biological process: regulation of cyclin-dependent protein serine/threonine kinase activity; mitotic cell cycle phase transition.
AUUGACCUCCUCUUCCAACAGCGUUUAACUUUCCGAACGCCAGAAGCAAUCUCUCUGAAGAAGUGAACUUCUUCCAAUUAUUUCAUUACGUUUGAAGGUCGUGAUAUCUUUGAGCCACAGAACACGUACCAUCGUGGAAUAAAAGGAACGCAAAAGAAUUCUAUAUCGACAACGAUUUCUCUGUGAAAAUUCAGAUCAGCAUGACUUCAACAGGCCUUCGCGAAUCUUCAAAUAACGUCUUCAAUGGAAAUGAGCGUGGUAAAUUAGCCAAAAGGGGUCAAAAUGAGAACAUAGAGGCCAGAAAAACCGAAGUCUUGCCUGCCAAGCGCGCUGCUUUAGGGACUUUGUCUUUAAACAACAGCAUACGAAUUCAGCCAUUCAGAGCUGCUAAGGCGCAUCAAGCAAUAUCUCAUCGACAACUAAGCGAGGGGCAUGUUGCUUCUUCGUUUAACGCCCCUUCGCAAAGUUUCACGAUAUACGUUGAAAAUGGUGAUGAUAAUGACAUUGAUAUUGGGAAAAGCAUCAACAAGUCCACUGAAGCAGGCCAUAACAAAUCAUUAUCUUCAAGAACUGACUCUCUCAGUCUAAAUCCUGUUGUUACAAAGCUUAACAGGCAACCGUUAACUGAGGUUUUCCCUGCCCCUAGGAUUCCAGCAUUUUCAAAUGACUCCCCAAUGCAUCUUGACUUGAGCGAUGAUGAAGAAAAUCAAGCAGUGAAUGCUGAUCAUGAACCAGUGAAAGACAUUGAUUCGAACUGUGAUGAAAUUAUUGAAGUCCCAGAGUAUGCUGCAGAAAUUCACAAAUUCUUGAAGAAUGCAGAGCUAAAACACCGACCAAAACCUGGCUACAUGAAGAAACAACCAGAUAUCAAUAACAGCAUGCGAGCUAUCUUGGUGGAUUGGUUAGUCGAGGUUUCGGAAGAGUACCGACUUUCCACUGACACGCUGUAUCUGGCUGUCAACUACGUUGACCGUUUCCUUUCGUCCAUGGUAGUCCUUCGCAAGAAACUCCAACUUGUCGGGACGGCGUCCAUGUUGAUUGCCUCAAAACUUGAGGAAGUUUAUCCUCCAGAAGUUUCCGAGUUUGUCUACAUCACCGAUGAUACGUACACGGAAAACGAAGUGAGGAAAAUGGAGAACCUGAUCUUGAAAGUUCUCGAGUUCGACCUUUACGUCCCUACAAUACUGUCGUUCCUUGAUAGAUAUGAGAAGGCAGCCGAUGUUCCAGAGGAUUCAAGAAGGAAGUUCAAAUUCUUAACUGGGUACAUUUGUGAGCUCACACUUCAAGAUGCAGACCCAUAUUUAAAAUACAGUCCUUCAACUAUUGCUACGUCAGCCGUUGUCCUGGCUCUUCAUAUACUUGAGCUUCCUUCGUGGACAAGUUCGCUCGAAUAUUACUCUGGUUACAAGCACGAAAGCCUAAACGACUGCAUAAGCGAUUUGCAUCGAACAUUCUCUAUGGCACCAAAAAAUCCACAAAAGGCAAUUAGAGAAAAAUACAGUGAAUCGAGAUUCCUUAAUGUAGCGAGCAUUCCGUCGCCGAGUUCUGUACCCGUAGCGUAACCAAUCACAAAACGCUGUAACGAAGAACAUGCAGAACGACCUGCAAUGCAUUUUUCUAGUGAAGAAAAUUCAAUCGGAUUUGUCACCGUGUUCUCCUAUUCCCUGUACAUUUGUAAAUAUUUUAUGAAAGCGAAUAUUUAGUGUACAUACUUACCCUCUGUUAGGGCCUUUUUUUGGAACUAGGUUUUUCUUAUCCGCGAGUCUCUAUGUGCUCAAAUUGAAGUUUUUGAUUUGAAAACGAUGAACUGCAUGUUCAAACAAAACAUUUAGGUUUAGGCAGAUCGUAUUUAAGUAGAAUUUUUAACCUAUGUAAUUAUUGAAGUUGAACUUAAUUUUACUUUUUAAUAUGUAUAUGAGCAAAAAAAAGUGCCCGCAAA